AUGGAGUCGGCAGUUGAAGAGGCAUUUGAGGUGCAAGUAUUGCAACCUUUUCAUGGCUGGAAACUCGAGCGUUUCUGCGAUCGUAGCGGUAAUACGUACGAGGAGCUUACACGUGCUGCAUUACGAGUCUUGGGUCGUGACGACCGUUUAAAUGGUAUCGAAGAAAUGCCUUUACUUGAAGUGGGUGUAUUGCAUUCACCUGAUUGGCUGUGGAGUCAUGCUUGGAUGGCUGAUAGUGAAUAUACACAAUGUGAUGAGGAAGGAUGGACCUACGGCUCGUCUAUUGAACGGAUUAAUUGUCGUUUGGCUGAAGGAACAAGUAAAAUCAAACGAGGUUGUUAUCACUUUUUAAGACGAAGACGAUGGAUACGCACUCGAGUUCGGACGCCCUUGUCUACGGAAGGAGCUGCACUCACUAUGAAGAACAGCGUAGCACUGUCACGGAGCUCCGAGGACCAUGAUAUUUGUGAAUCAAAAUUGUUGGAGAGUUUAGUAAAAACACAUCGGUACUAUCUCGUGUAUCGAGACUCUCUCAAGGCAUAUUUUCAGCUAGGAUCAACGAAACGACCGUUGAAUUUCGUGCAUGUGGACUUUACAGAUGAUGAUAUUCAGAAGGAAGGAUGGUUGGGUGUUAGAGGCUCACUGUCACGUAAGUGGAAGCUACGCUAUUUCUUGUUACGAUGGGAUUCAUGCAGUCUUGUAUGCUUGAGAGAUCGAGCGUCGAUGGUACAGGUGAGCGAAGAGCUUAUUGAUCGACACACGACGUUGUUGGUCGAGGAAGAGACCAAGCCACGUCAGUUCCACUUUUGUAUAUGUAAUGGAGAGCAUACACUACGAUUGAAUGCUGUGGAUGGCACAUCACGCGCUUCCUGGAUCUCAGCGCUUAGUGAGAUGAUUGUUCGUAGUCGAGCGUCGUUUUUUGCAGCGGACGAGUCUGAAAGCAGCUCAAGAAGUCGAAGCUUUCGACGUGUGCGCUCGUCGGUGGAGGAAGACGGUUUGAUCGUCAGUGCCUCGACGAUUAACGAGGUGAAUGGAGAAAGCAAUGGCACCAAACAAAAGCACACUCGUGAUGCUUGGAAACCAUACAAGUUUAUUUCAUCAACGAUGCAGUCGAAAUGCAAAACGGACGCGAGGUGUCGUCGUGACUAUGCGAAGCAGUUCAGUGAAGCUCUUCAUGAAAGAAUUGAGAUGGCUAUUGCAUUCAUAUCCGAGAAUAUUGAUAUUUUGGAGGAAAAUUUAUGUACCGCGCAGGAGCUCUUACCAUCGAUAUGGCCCUGUGUGCCUAUGAAAGAGAUUCGGAGACUACGAAUAGAAACACAUGCAUCUAUCACAGCGUUUCAGGAUGACGCAAAUGCAUUGCUGAGUUCGGGUCAGACCAGUGUUCUUGAGUGUAACAAGCUGUUGAAAGAGCUGUAUUUGUUAGUCCGUCGACUACAGGAAAGUGUCAUAUCCCUUGCCCCAUCCCAGGAACACGCAACCAUCAAGAAGAUUGUAGCCGAUUCUCCAUCCAAGCGCCGAAUUCCGCUUGAUUGGUUUACGGAAGGCGUUUCCGCGGAGAAGGGGCUGCAGCCAACUAGUCUAAAUGAAGAGAGUUAUUUGUCUACAGCCACGUCAGACUCAUUUGUUGGGAAGCUGGAGUCGUCAUAUACAUCGGGAUCUUCGCUUGAGAUGAAGAGACCAAAUUCUCUUAGUUUAUCGAGGCAUGACAAGCGAAGUUUAUCUGUCCCAGAAUCAAAUCGCUCGAGCAGUACUGCGACCAGCUGCUACGGUCACGGCUUGCACUUUUCCGACACGAUUAGGAUAAAGCCGUACACCGAGAUGCCAGCAGCAUUGCGUGAUGGUCAUUUCGAGCUCCCCGAAGGUGUUAAUGGAUUCGUCGUAAAGGUUCAUGACAAAGACGUCGGCUCUUUAAUCGGAUACACCCUUUGCUCGACAGCGUACAUCAAGCAGCUGGAGGCGCAUUUUGAUGAAAAGGUGAAUAUUGCGGAAGAAUUGCUUGCUGCUGAAAGCACGAGAAGCAGUGAAGUAUCUGCGCCACCGCCGCCUUCAAGUGAGGAGGAGCUUCCUGUGGUUACCACACCAACAAAUGAUACUAAGUAUACGCGCUCAUGCGCCUCGACUACUACAGCCUCCGACGAGAAGAGAACGAUUUAUUUAAGCAAGUUGCGCUCGGCAGACUUGCAACAUACUUCUAUGAAGUUUUCGUAUGCGGUUGGUUCGACAAAUCACGAGUUUUGCUGCGUGGCAUACUUUGCUGCGCAGUUCCACGCGCUGCGUGCGCUAACUGUUCCGGGGAACGCGGAGUUUCUGAACUCCAUUGUUGAGAGCAAGCGGUGGGAUACGAGUGGAGGUAAAUCUGGCGCAUUCUUUUCGAUGACUCAUGACAAACGUUACGUGCUGAAGGGUAUAUCGGUGACUGAGUUCAACAUGUUUGUUCAUAUGGCUCCAAAGUAUAUUAAGUUUAUUUCGCGAGUGGUGGAGGUUCCAGCGCCGACAGUCAUUACAAAGAUCGUUGGUCUGUUCAAGCUUAGCCAUAGUCGACGUUUACUGAGGCACACGGAAUACGUGGUGAUCAUGGAGAACUUUUCGUAUGGAUUUCCCCCGGGACAAAUGUAUGAUCUUAAGGGAAUUCUUCGCCGUCGAUACAAUGCAUCUAACAGCGAUGACAAGGACCAUCAUGCAUCAUUCAACAGCGUAUCGAACGUUCAAGUUUCCAUGAAUCUGCCAGUAUUGCUGGAUGGCAACUUUUCGGAGCGUAUCCCCGUGCCUGUGUCGCAGCCAGAUCUGGAGAUCAUUGAGACUGCCAUUCAGAACGACACUGGCUUCCUGUAUCGUGCAGGUGUCAUCGAUUACUCACUGUUGCUUCGCUUCGAUGAAGACAAGCGGCAAGUUGUUGUAGGACUCAUCGACUAUUUGCAUCAGUUUGAUUUUUUAAAGAAGAUGGAGUCGACUUCAAAGGCAAGCUUCACUUUCCGUGAUCCGACAGUGAUCAGUCCGAUCUCUUACCGCCGUCGAUUUAUGAAUGCCAUAAGCCGUUAUUUUGUUGGAAUUGAGAAGGAGCUUGAGAUUCGGAUGCGCAAACGCUGUGGAUUCAAAUUGAAGUCCGACAUGCCGCGUUUAAGCCCCGCUCUGACUGUUUCAUCUGCAGUGGUGACUGCCGGUAUCCUCAGCACAUCAACUGUAACCGCUGCCCACAAGCUGCGGGCAGACGAAGAAAAGCACGCAAAUGUUGCGGCACGGCUGGUCGACAAUAUGUCCCUUAUAAGCGAGUCUUCACUCAUCUCCGAGCCAUCUCCAGCUAAAUCGGAAUGUCACUUGUCUACACUCGAUAGCGACUGGACAAGCAUGAAACCGCGAGGGCACUCGAUAUCGCACGUGUCGGAUUAUGAAGUUUACUGCGGCCGCGUCUCGCGAAGCGAUUUCGAUUACAACAGUUCGCCAUGCUCUUCGUACGAAUCGGUCACGAAAUACUCGGCUUCUUCACACAAUAACAAUGUGAUUCUGGAGGAGCACUGUUCCUGA
Peronospora farinosa is the source of this 3522-nucleotide messenger RNA. The record is from the annotation of a GenBank genome assembly. Lineage: Eukaryota; Oomycota; Peronosporomycetes; Peronosporales; Peronosporaceae.